Prorocentrum cordatum is the source of this 157-nucleotide messenger RNA. Lineage: Eukaryota; Dinophyceae; Prorocentrales; Prorocentraceae. The record is from the annotation of a GenBank genome assembly.
GAGAUCACCGGAGGACGCCCAGCUGUACGACGCGCCGUGGCGCCUCUGCGCGCCGUUCCCCGCCAUAGAGGUGAUCCGCUGGCGCUGCAAGCUGCGCGACGAGGCCACGGGCCGUCCCGUGCUGGACGCGGCGGGCAAGGAGGUGUACGAGCAGGAG